Messenger RNA from Amorphotheca resinae ATCC 22711, 1098 nucleotides. RefSeq lists its product as hypothetical. The record is from RefSeq and is a predicted model, not a curated record. NCBI's taxonomy places the organism in Eukaryota, Fungi, Ascomycota, Leotiomycetes, Helotiales, Amorphothecaceae. Gene Ontology annotation, biological process: transmembrane transport. The transcript is spliced from 2 exons. Bases 1 to 1098 code for a protein of 365 amino acids.
AUGGACGCCGCAGCAGAAGCUCGCAAGAGGGAGCUUGCGAUAUGCCCGACAGACGAUGAUACGAUAGCCCCGAAGAGGAAGAAACCGCACAAGCAGAGUUGGGAUUACAUAUGGCGGACAGGAGUGGCGGGAGGGCUGGCAGGGAGCGCCGCAAAGACAGUGGUAGCGCCUCUAGACCGAGUCAAGAUCCUCUUCCAGGCCAGCAAUCCCCAAUUCGCCAAAUAUACAGGAUCAUGGUUCGGCGUGGUGUCGGCCAUAAAGGAUAUCUACAGAGACGACGGAACGCGCGGGUUAUUUCGCGGACACUCCGCAACGUUACUGCGAAUUUUCCCCUACGCCGCUAUCAAAUUCCUAGCAUACGAACAGAUCCGCUCUGCCUUAAUCCGCAACCCAGAUCAGGAAACGCCAAUUCGCCGCCUGCUCUCCGGUUCCCUUGCCGGAGUCACAAGCGUCUUCUUUACCUACCCACUCGAAGUCGUCCGAGUCCGACUGGCAUUCGAAACGAAGCGCGAUAGUCGCUCCUCGUUCUCCGCAAUCUGCAAGAAGAUAUACAACGAGAGAUCACCCCCGCCGCGGCCCGUAUCUGGCGAACCAGUGGUAAUAGCGACGACUGUCAAAACCAUAGAUGCAGUGACGCCAAGGUUCGGCCUCUCGAACUUUUAUAGGGGUUUCUCGGCCACGAUCCUAGGCAUGUUACCCUAUGCGGGGAUGUCUUUCCUUACGCACGACACGGCGGGGGAUAUUCUGCGGCACCACAUGAUUUCAAAGUACACGACGCUCCCCAAGCCCCUUGACUCCCCGCCUGAUAAACCAGUGCCCUUGCGCUCCUGGGCAGAACUCUUCGCAGGCGGCAUCGCAGGAAUGGUAUCCCAGACGUCCGCGUACCCGCUUGAAGUCAUUAGGAGGAGGAUGCAAGUUGGCGGUGCUGUGGGGGAUGGACGCCGAUUGCACCUGAGCGAGACAGCGAGGAUGAUAUAUAAGGAGAAAGGUAUUAGGGGAUACUGGGUAGGGCUGAGUAUCGGCUAUGUGAAGGUUAUACCGAUGGUCGCGGUUAGCUUUUAUGUGUACGAGAGGGGAAAGACAUGGCUAGGCAUUUAG